AUGGAUCCUGAGCCUGAAAAAAGCGCCGAAAUUGCGACAGUGAAUAAAAAGAAUACAAAUAGCCACAGCAACAAUGGCCAGCCUGUCAAGCAAGUGGCUAGAGUGCAAGCAGACACGGUUAACCAGUACCCAACCGGCCUGCGUCUCAUCCUACUUGCUGGAGCAUCCAUAAUGGGUGUCUUUCUGAUAUCUCUAGACCAGACCAUUGUGGGCACAGCAAUUCCUAAGAUCACGUCCGAUUUUGGUGGUUUGAGUGACGUGUCCUGGUACAGCGCCGCCUACUUCAUGACAUUUGGCGGGCUCGAGGCGUCAUGGGGCAAGGCAUUCAAGUAUUUCGACAUCAAGUGGACCUUUAUCCUGUCCCUGGCCAUCUUCGAGGUCGGCAGUCUGAUAUGCGCCCUUGCGCCGAAUUCAGUGGCUCUAAUCGUUGGCCGGGCCGUUGCCGGUGUCGGUGCUGCAGGUAUCUCAGUCGGCGGCACGAGCAUUGUGGCUUUCAGCACUCCGCCAAAGACGCGACCGGUCCUCAUGGGAUUCAUUGGCCUGACGUACGGCCUGGCUUCUGUUUUGGGUCCUAUCAUUGGCGGCGCCUUCACUGAACGCGUCACCUGGAGAUGGUGCUUUUGGUUGAACCUGCCGGUUGGAGGAGUAGCCAUCGCCAUUGUCCUAUUCUUCUUCCAUCUCCCUGCCGCCGCCCGACCCCCUCCGAUCAGCUUGAAGCAUAAACUGCUUCAUUUGGACCCUGUAGGUAUCGCUCUCACAAUGGCGGCCAUCAUUUGUUUUAUUCUCGGGCUCCAGUAUGCAGGCACAGUUUAUCCCUGGCGGAGCAACCAGGUCGUCGGUCUACUCGUGGGGUUUGGCCUCUUGACAAUAGCCCUCGUCAUCUGGUCUAUCUAUAUUGACGAGUACGCCAUGCUGAUCCCGCGCCUUUUCAAGAAGCGGACGCUUUAUUCAGUAUGCCCUUACCAGUUCUUCUUUCUGGGGGAUCUCAUUCUGCUGUUGUACUAUUUGCCCUUAUACUUCCAAUCUGUCAAGGGCGCCACCGCUAUUGAAUCGGGCGUUGACAACCUGCCCAUUGUCAUUUCGGUCGCUAUAUUCGCUGUCCUUGGUGGACUCUUUGUCGCAAAGACCGGCUAUCCAACGCCAACCAUGUUUGCCGGCGCCUUAGUCGGCACAAUUGGGUGCGGUCUGCUCUAUACCUUGGAGCAAAACACCUCGCCGGGGAAAUGGAUUGGUUACCAGAUCCUCACCGGCUCUGCUAUCGCCUUCUCGGUCCAGAACGGCCUCAACAUUGCGCAGGCGAGUGUUGACCCCGAAGACCUGCCAGCCGUAACGGCUAACCUUUAUUUCUUCCAGACAGUUGGCGGUGCUUUCACAGUCUCUGCGGCACAGGCUGCCUUUAUCAACCAGGCACUUGAUCGGUUGCGUACAUCUACAACCGAUAUCGAUCCAACACGACUUAUCACGGCAGGCGCUUCGGAGCUGCGGAAAGUGUUCGCUCAAGAAGAGCUCCCUGGUGUGCUAAUCGCAUACAUGCACGGGCUCAAAGCCGCCUUUGCUGUCUCCAUUGGUCUCUGCGGCAUUGCUUUCCUGACAACCUUGUUCAUCCCUUGGGGCAGACUACCGACCCACGAGCCAGGUGCAGACAAGCAAAGCAUGUCCAUUCUCGAUUCUGCAUAA
Messenger RNA from Clonostachys byssicola, 1677 nucleotides. The record is from the annotation of a GenBank genome assembly. NCBI's taxonomy places the organism in Eukaryota, Fungi, Ascomycota, Sordariomycetes, Hypocreales, Bionectriaceae.